Oncorhynchus tshawytscha (Chinook salmon) is the source of this 2934-nucleotide messenger RNA. RefSeq names its product RUN and FYVE domain-containing protein 1. Gene Ontology annotation, molecular function: metal ion binding. Lineage: Eukaryota; Metazoa; Chordata; Actinopteri; Salmoniformes; Salmonidae. Gene Ontology annotation, cellular component: cytoplasm. The record is from RefSeq and is a predicted model, not a curated record. The coding region runs from base 24 to 2168 and encodes 714 amino acids. The transcript is spliced from 15 exons. Gene Ontology annotation, biological process: regulation of endocytosis; protein transport.
CUAUUAGUUAAAAAAAAAAAAAAAUGGCCGACGAGGUAAGGGAAACAAACACAGUUGUUGAAGAAAGCGACGUCAAAGAGGAACCCAAAGUUUUGGAAGUUCUUCCAGACAGCCACCCUGUUGGCAUUAGUAGCGAUGAAGAGGCGCCAAUAGACAAACCGGCGACCGAGAGCAAUUGGUCAACACCAAUCCUGUCGCUGGCACGGAAGGCGACCGAGACGAUAAGCAGUGGGGUCAGCUACGGUGCAGCUUUGAGAAACGCAACAUCGUCGGGAUCUGCCGCUAGCUCUCCUACCAGUCCGACUAAACAAAAGUCUACCGAGAAUGACACCAACCAAUACCUACCAGCAGUGAAGGACCAUAUGGCUGUGGAGCGCUCCAACCUGUUCAGUAUGAUGAAGCUGAGUAUUAAGGGUCUGAUCCAGUCUUCUCUGAGUCUGGGCAGAACCCUGGACUCUGACUACCCACCUCUGCAGCAGUUCUUUGUGGUUCUGGAGCAGUGCCUCAAACACGGACUGAAAGUGAAGAAGUCAUUCAUCAAUCAGAAUAAGUCUAUUUGGGGUCCUCUGGAGCUGGUUCAGAAGCUGUGUCCGGAUUCUACUGAUAUUACCACCAGUGCCAGAGACCUGCCAGGCCUAAAGACUGGGUUGGGUCGGGCUCGGGCCUGGCUGCAUCUGGCCCUGAUGCAGAAGAAGUUGUCUGACUACCUGAAAGCCCUGCUGGACCGUAAGGACAUCCUAGGUGAGUUCUACGAUCCAGGAGCGUUGAUGAUGGAGGAGGAGGGGACAGUGAUAGGAGGGAUGCUGGUGGGGCUAAACGUCAUUGAUGCUAACCUCUGUAUCAAAGGAGAGGACCUGGACUCCCAGGUGGGGGUCAUAGACUUCUCCUUGUACCUGAAGGACCCUAUGACCACUGAGACCACUAAGGAUGAUGCUAAGUUGACGGCCAUAUUGGACCAGAAGCACUACAUCGAGGAGCUGAACAGACACCUGAGCUGCACCGUCACUGACCUGCAGGCCAAGAUGGACUCCAUAGAGAAGACCAACAGCAAGCUCAUUGAGGAGCUGACAGCAGCGACAGACAGGAUCAACUCUUUACGGGAGGAACAGGAAACCCUGAGACAUGAGAAUGAGACCAUCGUCCAGAGCAGUCAGAAGAAAGAGGAGGCGACCCUGGAGGACAGUGCAGUAGAGCUGGAGACAUACAGACAGACACGACAGGGCCUGGAUGAGAUGUACAGUGUGGUGUGGAAACAGUACCAGGAGGAGAAACGCAUCAGACAGGAGUUGGAGAGGGAGCUGAAGCUGCAGGUAGGACUAAAGCAGGAGAUGGAGAUGGCCAUGAGGCUGCUGGAGAAAGACACACAUGAGAAACAGGACACACUGCAAGCCCUCCGACAACAACUAGACCAGGUCAAAACCCUCAACCUGCAGAUGUUCCAUAAGACACAGGACUGUGAGCGCGAGGCCCAGAGGAAGGAGGAGGAAGAGGGACAACUGGAGGAGAAGAUGAACCAGAUGGAGACCACCAUUAAAGAGAUGGAGCACAGACUGCAGAACUCUGAGCGUGAUCGAAGACAGAGUGACCAGACAGAGAGAGACAUGAGGACCGAGUUGGAGGGCAGAGUAGACUCCCUACAGAAACAGCUGUCUAACCUGGACACACUGAGGCUGGGUCUGGAGAGUGAUCUGCGCAGUGAAAAGGAGCAGAGACAGGCCAUUCAGAGAGCUCUACAGAGAGAACAGGACAACAGCACCGAGCUACGCACCCAACUACAACAGAUACAGGGGCUACACACGGAGCUGCAGGAAGUUCGUCAGGAGAAGAAGCAGCUCCAGCUGACCUGUCAGGAGCAGGAGACGGCCUUACAGGAGAUGGGCCUACACCUCAGCCAGUCUAAACUGAAGAUGGAGGAUUUCAAAGAGGUCAACAAAGCCCUGAAGGGCCAAGCCUGGCUGAAAGACGAUGAGGCUACACAGUGUAAACACUGUCAGAAGGAGUUCUCUAUCGCUCGCAGAAAGCACCACUGUAGGAACUGUGGAGAUAUCUACUGUAACAGUUGUUCUAGUAAUGAGUUGGCCCUGCCCUCCUACCCUCGACCUGUACGGGUCUGUGACAUCUGCCACUCCCUACUGCUGCAGAGGAGCACCUCUUCCACCUCCUCUUGACACACACAAGUAGACCCUCACACACUCCUCUUGACACACACAAGCAGACACUCAAUCUUUCUUCUCUCUAGGCUGUGCUCAAAGCCCACAGUACUCUUGGUCAUUGAGAACACAUUUUAAUCCAAUUUGAGCAGGAGAUUUGGUGUGAGCUAUAAAGUUGUUUCGCAACUUACCUGAAAAUCGGGAUCUUUGGGCACGGUUGACUUUUGAACUGUAGAGGGUUCUACCCUCCUCUUGGGCUAAUACUGCCUUCUCUCUUUUAAACUCAUCUGGAGGGAUUUCACUAAAUAAGAUCAAUAAACAAUAGUGAGUCAGUGGGGCUAAUUGUUCAUUGUUACAAACUCCAUUCCCAGUUAUACUCCAUAUAUACCCUCUAAGAUGCCACAUUUAAAAUGAUAGUUGUCGUUGAAGGGAGCCACAGGGUAUUGGAACAUCAGUGUUUGUUGUAAUAUGAAUGACUGACUAUGCAACAAUCCCUCAAUUGUGGGGAAAUGUCAGAUGAACUAUUUCAAUGCUAUUAUUGAAGGUCAGUUCAAGAAAAGCAACGUUGAUUGACUUUAUUAUAGUAAUUUAGAGCAGAAGUUUUUCAUUUAGCUUUGAAAAGGUCUUAGAGCUGAUUUAUAUAGAUAGAAUCAUGUGAAAGUUUCACUUCGUGACGCAAAGGAAUGUUCUUAGACAUAUUAGUAUCUUGAUGUGUUAUUUCAGAAUGUAUAUAAUGAGUUUUAUGCAUACUAACAGCCAUUUUCGGGCCAGUCAUAUGGGGGGG